UUCCUUUAUUAAUUACAUUUACAGUUGCUUUUUCUUUAUAAAUUAUGUUUACAGUUUCAUUUUCUUUAUUCAUUACAUUUACAGUUUAUUUUCUUUAUUCAUUACAUUUACAGUUUGUUUAUUCUCUUUAUUCAUUACAUUUACAGUUUUGUUUUCUUUAUCUAUAACUUUGUUUUAGCUGGCUUUUGAACUAUUUUUCUUGUAACAGUGAUAACUGUUACAGGGGUAGUAAAUCAAUAAUAUAACAAAACUUAACCUUAAAUUUUAAAUCAGAUACUUUAGGUCAAGACUUAAUAUGAAUAUUAAAAUUUGAAAUUGCAUUAAACAAUGAAACUGUUGUUGUUAUGACAUAUGAUAACUGUUGCCUUCUAAAUUGCAACAAAAUCUAAAUUAUGGUUCCUGUUUCAGAUGGACGUCACUGUUUUAUGGAGAGCAUGAAGGGAACCGGCUACAUGGAUCCAUGGAGUCACUGGAUUCACAGCUAAAUGCUCAAGAUAGGGGUUUCUGCUCAUGGAUUACGGCAUCCAUCAGAGUAAAGGAUUCUGACAUAGUGAAGAAAUGUGGCCAAGAUGCUUUGCAAUAUAUCACAUUUCAACGUUAUAUUCUGCUGUAUGUGCUUGUUGUAUGUGUGCUGUCAACUGCAAUUAUAAUGCCUGUCAACUUCACAGGCACUUACAUUGGAAAUGUCACUGAUUUUGGACAUACAACAGUAGCUAACCUGAAUGCAAAGUCCAACCUCCUGUGGAUCCAUGCAAUCCUGGCUGUUGUGUUUCUAGCAAUAGCUGUGAUAUUCAUGAGACAUUUUUCUGUAAAUCUCACAUAUGAUGAUGAUGAACAGGUCUCCAAAACCCUGAUGAUAGCAAACAUACCUACAGAUAAAUGCUACCGGAAUGUUAUCGUGCAACAUUUCGAGGAGGGUUAUCCGGAGGUACAUGUACAGGACGUACAAUUUGCUUACAAUGUUGAACGUCUCAUGGAACUUCAUGCUAAAAAAGCUGCUGCAAAAGAGGCCCGUAUGAACUCUGAAAUCGAGUUACAGAAAACUGGACAUCGUCCGACCGUUAAGCCUUACACCUGUGGUCAGUGUCUUUUCUGUGCAGAGUCCUGUGGUUGUGUUGAGUUGGAUGCUAUUACGUACUAUGGAGACGAGGAGAACAGACUGGCAGAAGAAUGCGAGAAGGAGAAAGUUAAUGCUUACAAGAGUUCUCUUGGUGUAGGUUUUGUUACAUUUGAGAAUGUAACUAUGGCAGAAAGGAUAAUGAAUGACUUCCAGCUAUCAUGUAAAGCCUUCCAGAAUCUUCAGCCAUCAUCCGUUCAUGUGGAGUUGAAUGUUGUUGAGUGGGAAGUUACAUAUGCCCCUUCACCAGAAAAUAUCUAUUGGCAGAAAUUAUCACAGUCUGGUUGGAAAUGGUGGUUAAAGGCAAUUCUAAUCAACGGUUUUGUAGUGAUCUUGUUGUUCUUCUUGACCACACCUUCUAUCAUCCUAACCAACUUGGAUAAACUUAGUUAUAAAGACUAUUUUGCUAAAACUCACAGUGCAUUACUUGUACAAUUUCUGCCCACCUUAUUACUGCGGACUUUCACAGCCCUUCUACUAAAAAUUGUUUGCUGGUCAGAUCAGUAUGUUGGUCACUGGACUAGGAGCUCGGAGCAUCAUGCUGUCAUUCUGAAGAUGUUUAUAUUUAUGUUACUAAUGGUUCUCAUCCUGCCAUCUAUUGGUUUAACAAGCGCCAAAGCACUGUUUGAUAUUUUUGUCCUAGAUAAAGGCAAGAGCAUGAAAUGGAAUUGUAUAUUCCUGGCGGGCAAUGGUGCAUUUUUCGUCAACUACGUGAUAACCUCAGCUUUUAUCGGCACCGCUUUAGAGUUAUUAAGAUUUUCCGAACUCUUCAUUUAUGGAAUAAAGCUUCUAAUGGCCAAAUCAUCUGCUGAGAGAACUUCAGUAAGAAAGGCAACAUGUGUUAUUGGAGUUCCACUAUGGGAAAGA
Messenger RNA from Mercenaria mercenaria, 1984 nucleotides. RefSeq names its product calcium permeable stress-gated cation channel 1-like. Gene Ontology annotation, molecular function: calcium-activated cation channel activity. Lineage: Eukaryota; Metazoa; Mollusca; Bivalvia; Venerida; Veneridae. The transcript has 16 exons. Gene Ontology annotation, cellular component: plasma membrane. The annotation marks the transcript as partial. The record is from RefSeq and is a predicted model, not a curated record.